UAGAGUGAGUGCGAGCCGAGAAAUCCUUUCGGCUCAGUGUGUGGUUUUCUUCUCCGUCACUGUCGUCCGGGGCUCCGGCCCGGUGUCCGACCAGCCACAGCUGCUGAGAAACGUUUGAGAAAUGUGUCACCCGUGUGCGGUGGAGGCGAGAGACACCAUCUUUAAUAAAACAGAUAAACCAUCAUGAUUCCCAUCACAGAGCUCCGGUACUUUGCUGACUCCCAGCCAGCAUUCCGUAUCCUGAAGCCAUGGUGGGACGUUUUCACCGACUACAUCUCGAUCGUCAUGCUGAUGAUUGCGGUGUUCGGUGGUACACUACAGGUCACGCAGGACAAGAUGAUCUGCCUGCCUUGCAAGUGGGUGGUCAACAAGUCCUGCGAGACCAUGCCCAUCCCAAACGUGAGCUCCGCCUAUCCACCGGAGCCCAAAGGCAUUCAGUAUGACCUUGACCGUCAUCAGUAUAACUAUGUCGAUGCUGUCUGCUACGAGAACAAACUACACUGGUUUGCAAAAUAUUUCCCCUAUUUGGUGCUACUCCACACCCUCAUUUUCCUGGCCUGCAGCAACUUCUGGUUCAAGUUCCCCCGCACAAGCUCUAAACUGGAGCACUUUGUCUCCAUCCUACUCAAGUGCUUUGACUCCCCGUGGACAACGAGGGCUUUGUCUGAGACCGUGGUGGAGGAGAGCGACAACAAGCCUCUGGGGAAAGUGAACGGUUCCAUGGAUAAGAAGGCUUCCAGUGUGAGCGAGGAUGUUGAGGCUAGCGUUCCCAUGCUCCAGCGAACAGCAAAGUCCAGAAUUGAACAAGGAAUUGUAGAUCGCUCUGAAACUGGGGUUUUAGAUAAAAAGGAGGGGGAGCAGGCCAAGGCUCUAUUUGAGAAGGUGAAGAAGUUCAGGAUUCAUGUAGAGGAGGGUGAUAUAGUGUACCGUCUUUAUAUACGUCAGACCAUCAUCAAAGUAAUCAAGUUUAUACUGAUAAUUAGCUACACAGCCUACUAUGUACGCUACAUCAGGUUCAGUGUAGUGUGCUCUGUAAACAUUCAGAAAUUAACAGGCUACAGCAUGUUCUAUUGUGCUCACCCGUUGGCAACUCUUUUCAAGAUUUUGGCCUGUUUCUACAUCAGCUUGGUGGGGGUUUAUGGCCUGAUCUGCAUGUACACUCUUUGUUGGAUGCUCAGCCGCUCCCUCAAACGAUACUCCUUUGAAUCAAUCCGCGAGGAAAGCAGCUACAGCGACAUCCCCGACUUAAAGAACGACUUUGCCUUCAUGCUACACAUGAUAGAUCAGUAUGACCCUCUCUACUCCAAGCGCUUUGCGGUAUUUCUUUCAGAGGUGAGCGAGAACAAGCUCAGGCAGCUGAACCUAAACAAUGAGUGGACGUUAGAGAAGCUGAGGCAGCGCAUCACCAAAAACUCCCAGGAAAAGCUGGAGCUGCAUCUGUUCAUGCUCAGUGGGAUCCCUGACACAGUAUUUGAUCUGGUCGAGCUGGAAGUGCUCAAACUGGAGCUCAUCCCGGAUGUGACUAUCCCUCCAAUCAUCGCACAGCUCUCCAACCUGAGGGAGAUGUGGCUCUAUCACACACCAGCUAAAAUUGAGGCUCCAGCUCUUGCUUUCCUGAGGGAGAACCUAAAGUCUCUUCACAUCAAGUUCACAGACAUCAAGGAGAUCCCUCUGUGGAUCUACAGCCUGAAGAACCUCAGUGAGCUGCACCUUACAGGGAACCUGAGUGCUGAGAACAAUCGCUACAUUGUCAUCGACGGGCUUCGGGAGCUCAGAAGGCUCAAAGUUCUUCGUCUGAAAAGCAAUCUGACCAAGCUGCCGCAGGUGGUGACGGAUGUGGGUGUGCACCUGCAGAAGCUCUCCAUCAAUAACGAGGGCACCAAGCUGAUGGUGCUCAACAGCCUGAAGAAAAUGGUCAACCUGACUGAGCUUGAGCUUGUGCGCUGCGACCUGGAACGCAUUCCACACUCCAUCUUUAGUUUGCACAACCUGGCGGAGAUUGACUUGAAGGACAACAAUCUGAAGACAAUAGAGGAGAUCAUCAGCUUCCAGCAUCUGCACCGGCUUGUGUGCCUAAAGCUGUGGUACAACCAGAUCGCCUACAUCCCCAUUCAGAUCGGAACACUUACCAACAUGGAGAGACUAUAUUUGAACAGGAACAAGAUUGAGAAAAUCCCCAGCCAGCUUUUCUUCUGUCGCAAGCUGCGUUUCUUAGACCUGAGUCACAACAAUCUGACCAGCAUCCACGCUGAUGUAGGCUUCCUCCAGAACCUGCAGUACUUUGCUGUGACAGCAAACCGGAUCGAGACUUUGCCCCCGGAGCUGUUCAAAUGCAAGAAGCUGCGUACUCUGAAUCUGGGAAACAACUGCCUGCAGACGCUGCCAUCCCGCUUCGGGGAACUCACCGGGUUGACCCAGCUGGAGCUGAGAGGGAACCGCCUUGAGUGUCUCCCAGUGGAGCUCGGUGAGUGUCGGCUGUUGAAGAAGAGCAGUCUGAUAGUGGAGGAGGACCUGUUCAACACGCUGCCACCAGAAGUCAAAGAGCAGCUUUGGAGGGCCGAUAAGGAGCAAGCUUGAGUCAAGCCUUUGUGGAGAGCGGCAGAGGAGAGAA
Molecule: messenger RNA, 2611 nt
Organism: Etheostoma cragini (Arkansas darter)
Lineage: Eukaryota; Metazoa; Chordata; Actinopteri; Perciformes; Percidae
Gene: lrrc8aa
Product: leucine rich repeat containing 8 VRAC subunit Aa
Exons: 3
Coding region: 184-2577 (797 amino acids)
Molecular function (GO): protein binding
Source: RefSeq, a predicted model, not a curated record